AUGGCCGAUGUUGAAACCGACGUCCUCGUCGUAGGUGCCGGCGUAUCUGGACUCUCCUUCGCAUCCAUGCUAGCUGCACAGGGCAUCCGAGUCUUCGCUAUUGCAAAGCAUAGCGGCACCGCGCCCGCUCCGCGUGCCCACGUCACCAACCAGCGCACCAUGGAGGUGUUCCGUGACAUGGGCCUUCAAAAGCAAGUCGAAGUCGCAGGGACCUGCUUGCCCGAUCUUGGCAACAUGGUCUUGGCCACCAGCCUCACGGGCAUAGAAAUUGGACGCUAUGGUUGCUACGGCGGUGCUGAUCAUCAGCUGACCGACUUUGCAAAAGCCAGCCCGUGCAAGAUGUACAACACGGCUCAGAACCUGCUUGAGCCUAUUCUGCUGACCAGAGCCUACGAGAAGGGGGCUAACAUUCGCUUCUACCACGAGUUGGUGGACAUUUCACAGUCUGAUGAGGGUGUCGUCGCUCGCGUGCGAGAAAGGACUUGUGGAGGCGAAUAUACCAUCCGCGCCCGUUACGCCAUCGGUGCAGAUGGAGCUCGAUCGACAGUGGCCCAGAAAGUUGGGUUUGGUUUCAUCGGCGAGCCAGGACUUAUGCAUAUGAUUAGCUCCUGGGUAGAGAUGGACCUAACCCAGUAUGUUUCCUACCGCCCCGCCUGUAUCUACUUGAUGCUACAGCCCGGAGACGAGUACUGGGUUGGUUCUGGAACCUGCAUCCUCAAGAGGCCGUGGGAUGAAUGGGUCGUCAACCGGCAGUAUAACGCCGCAGAUGGAGAGCCCGAUAUGAGCGAUGAAGCCAUCAUUGCUCAUGCUCGUCAAGCACUGCAAAUUCCAGACUCACUGCCCAUUCGAGUCAAGCACAAGGGUAAAUGGCAAGUUAACCACGUCGUGGCCACCGAGUACCGCCGCGGACGUAUUUUCCUUGCUGGAGAUGCGGCCCACCGUCACCCGCCUGCUAGUGGACUGGGAAGCAACACGUGCGUGCAAGACGCGUAUAACCUCUCGUGGAAGCUAGCCGCUGUCAUUAAAGGCCAGGCUGGCGAGGAACUUCUUGAGAGCUACAACCAGGAGAGACAGCCUAUUGGCAAGCAGAUCGUCGACCACGCAAUCGAGACCCUUCACGACAUGGCGGCCCUUCCCAAAGCUCUGGGCUUUGAGCGAGGCCAGUCCCGGGAAGAUGGUUUUGCACAGCUUGAGGAGCUUUUCUCCGACGCUGACGGUGCAGCUCAGCGCCGCGAGUUUCUGAAGGAUCAGAUGAAUAAGGGCAACCGUCGGUCCAACCCCCUCGGAGUCCAUCUCGGCCAUCGGUACAAGAGCUCGGUCGCAGUGCUUGACGAUGGAACUCCGUUCCCUGAAUAUGAGCGUGACCCGGUGCUGUACUACUCAACCACAACGCACCCUGGUGCCUACGUGCCCCAUGCCUGGAUAGAGCUUGAUAAGAAGCGCAUCUCCAUUCUCGAUAUAUUUGAGUUUGGCAGCUUUGGCCUUGUCGUUGGUAUUGGCGGAAAGCCUUGGGAGGAAGCUGCUGCUGUUGUCAGUAAGGAAGUUGGUAUCAAGCUACCUGUGUACUUUGUCGGCCAAUGCUGCACUUACAGCGACGUCUCGGGCGAGUGGGCGAGCCGAAGAGAGAUCACUGACCGUGGCGCACUUUUGGUUCGUCCUGAUCGUCAUAUCGGCUGGCGAUCGAUUGAUCGUCCCCAAGAUCCGACGGCGGUCUUGCGAUCUGCUGUGAAGCAGCUUCUCUCUCGCAAGUAG
Fusarium vanettenii 77-13-4 is the source of this 1752-nucleotide messenger RNA. RefSeq lists its product as uncharacterized. Gene Ontology annotation, molecular function: FAD binding. Lineage: Eukaryota; Fungi; Ascomycota; Sordariomycetes; Hypocreales; Nectriaceae. The record is from RefSeq and is a predicted model, not a curated record. Bases 1 to 1752 code for a protein of 583 amino acids. The transcript has a single exon.